UUUCAUGCAACGGUCUUAAGGUCAAAGGUCGUAUUAGAAGUACCCAAAAAUGUCUUCUGAAGAAUCUCGUCCAAGAAGAGCCAAUGCAGGACGCAACAUCAGCAAGCUUGUCAGCCAGGAGCUAGGAGGGGACGAGUUCUACUCCUCUUUAUACGGUGGCUUUGAGGAGGAAGAGGAAGACCUGCAGUAUGAGACGGAGGGUUCGGAUGAAGACACUGUAGACAGUGAUUUUGAUGUUGACGAGUCUCAAUGGGGCGAGCAAACUGAAACUGAGGUGGAGGAAACAAAGAGAAAGAAGAAGGAGUGGAUCAAAACAUACAAAGCUAAGAGCAUUGCUGCUGAGGUGAAGCCACCCAAACCCAAGAAGCCUCGCUCCACUGUGACCACCAUGACACUACAAACCAUUGGCGGACGACCAGAACCACUUCAGAGAACAUUCCGCAAGUCCACACAGCACGUUAGUCAGGAGUACAAGAAGAGAUUUGAAUUAGAAGAAGAGGAGCAAAGACGACGUAAAAUGUAUCAGGCUAGGAGAGCCAAGCCAGAGAGGAAGUUGACACAGCAAGAAUUACUAGAAGAAGCGAAAAUAACAGAGCGAGAGAAUUUGUCAACACUUGAAGCAUAUUCUCGAAUGGAAGCAGAGAAAAAGAAGGUUGAAAAAAAGAAGGUUGUUUAUUCUGGACCUGUGAUUCGUUUUCACUCUACGUCAAUGCCAUUUGUAACAGAGAUUAGUAAUAACACAACUAUUGAUCACAGUCGACCUCCGGAUAGUACCGAUACACACACACAAGGCUCGACAAAUGUAUCGGAAAAUUCUGCUAACUCUCAAAAGGAUACGAACAAGUCAACUAAUAAGUACACAAGAAAUUUCCUUGUUUUCACGGACACUCAAGGAUUUCCAGAGUCGUAUUUCCCGACUGAUAAACCCAAGUACCCACGGAAGAGGUUCUGUCCUGUCACUGGUCUACCAGCCAAGUAUGUGGACCCUCUCACUGGCACCCCAUACACCACAUCAGGUGCGUUCCGUGUGAUCAGGAACCGUUAUGUGAGUGAGGGAGAGCAGACGUGUGAACGGAGGCUGCUGCAACUAAGUAGCUGGCUGCUCGAGAAAAAAAGGAAGAAAAUGGAAGACACUCCUUAAUAAAUUUCCGUGGUGCUCGUACUUUUGUUCACAGCAUUGAUCAUUGUUGUCUCAGUG
Halichondria panicea is the source of this 1198-nucleotide messenger RNA. Its product is annotated as vacuolar protein sorting-associated protein 72 homolog. The transcript has 4 exons. Gene Ontology annotation, molecular function: ATP-dependent H2AZ histone chaperone activity. Bases 50 to 1141 code for a protein of 363 amino acids. The record is from RefSeq and is a predicted model, not a curated record. Gene Ontology annotation, cellular component: nucleus. Gene Ontology annotation, biological process: chromatin remodeling; regulation of DNA-templated transcription. Lineage: Eukaryota; Metazoa; Porifera; Demospongiae; Suberitida; Halichondriidae.